AUGGCUGAGACUGCUCCUGCUCCUGCUCCCCACGCUGUUGAUGAUGAAGAAUCCAUCCUCCACGAACUGAAUGAGGCCAUAGCGGCCAACCCAGAACUGCGAGCCCCAACCCCCAAGCCUGCCGAAGGAGAAUGGGAAGACUUCGAUCGCCUUCUUGCUGAAAACCCACAGUUAGCCGCUCCAGUUGUAGCAUCCCCCAAGUCAAAAUCGUUCUACAAGUCCAAGGACAAAUGGGAGUGCCGCCAUGAAGGAGAAGAAAUCCAGACUGAUAUCGAGCGAGAUCCAGGUGAUGGGACACCCGAGGUUCUCAUCAACGAAGUCAGAGGCAUUUGUAACAAGUGCAUGGAGAAAUGGGUCAACCUCGAGAAUGCUCUGGAGCCAGAUGCCACCGAACUUGGAGGAAGCUCUCAUGGUCCUGCCAGGCCGCCAACAUAUGACCAGGCGCAGGGUGCUAAUGUGCUCGACGUGGAAGAUGACGAUCUGCAUCCACGUCCGUUAUUUGAUAUAGACGAUGGCCCUGGCAAAGGCAAGGGUCGCGCUGGUGGCCAUGUUCGCUAUGGCUCCGAUGACGAGGUUGAUGACGACGAUAGGUCAAUGUAUUCCCAGGAAGACGGUUUCAAAUAUCCUCCACCUGGUCUACAGCAACGUCAUCAGGGAAGGUCCUUCGCUGAUGAUGAUGAUGAUGAUGAUGAUAACGAUGACGAUGUACUCUAUGAUAUGCAUCCUGAUUGCCGACCACACGAGGGUUCUCAAGGAGCCAGCGUGCCUAAUCAGGCCCCUCCUACCUUUCGGUCGGACGAUGAAGAUGAAUUUCCUCCAGUCAAUCCCCGUGGAUCGCACGCUAAGCCUCCUAACCAACGCCAAGCGUAA
Coccidioides posadasii C735 delta SOWgp is the source of this 870-nucleotide messenger RNA. RefSeq lists its product as uncharacterized. The record is from RefSeq and is a predicted model, not a curated record. Lineage: Eukaryota; Fungi; Ascomycota; Eurotiomycetes; Onygenales; Onygenaceae.